This is a messenger RNA of Dunckerocampus dactyliophorus (ringed pipefish), 6892 nucleotides long. It is a transcript of the gene adcy2b, whose product is annotated as adenylate cyclase 2b (brain). NCBI's taxonomy places the organism in Eukaryota, Metazoa, Chordata, Actinopteri, Syngnathiformes, Syngnathidae. Gene Ontology annotation, biological process: adenylate cyclase-inhibiting G protein-coupled receptor signaling pathway; cAMP biosynthetic process; adenylate cyclase-activating G protein-coupled receptor signaling pathway. The coding region runs from base 349 to 3723 and encodes 1124 amino acids. The transcript has 25 exons. The record is from RefSeq and is a predicted model, not a curated record. Gene Ontology annotation, cellular component: plasma membrane. Gene Ontology annotation, molecular function: adenylate cyclase activity.
ACACACACACUAUCUCUCCCCACCACAUUGGUACACACCCUCUCUCCUUUCACACACUCUUUUCCCUCCCUCCCAGCUCUACACAUUCACUGCCUCCCAGUCCUCAUCUGCACUUCGUCCGAUCGACAUGCUGCCUCCCUCAGCUGAGCCACUUUAGACGCAAAACAAGAGAUGGUAGAAUAGAACUCUCCCCCUUCUUUCCCCCACCCCCAAAAAAGAGACCCUCAUGAUGCACUCCUGAGAAGAUGUGAGGGAAGCCUGCAUGGGGAGGAAGUGCUGGCAUCUUCCACUCAGCUGUCCAUCCGUCACAUUUGAGCAAACUUUUUCUGGAAGAAGAGCAGUCUACCCAUGUGGGAGGAGGCUCUGUGGACCCGCGGACGCUACCUGCUGGAGAAGAGCGAUGGAGGCGAGAGCGGCGAGGGGCCGGACAGCCUCGGGGGAGAGGGCUGCCCGGGCUUCCAAGGGGAGGCGUGCAUGGAAGGGGAGAAGCCCCAGGACUGGUUGUACGAGUCCUACUACAGGAUGAGCCAGCAGCAUCCGCUCAUCGUCUUCCUGCUGCUGAUCGUCAUGGGAACCUGCCUGGCGCUGCUGGUGGUCUUCUUCGCCUCGGGACUGAACACAGAGGACCACCUGACCUUUCUCAUCACGGUGCCCACGGCCCUUUUCCUCUUCCUGUCCAUCUUCAUCCUGGUCUGCAUCGAGUCCGUCUUCAAGCGGAUGCUCCGCCUCUUCUCUCUCCUUAUAUGGGCGUGUCUGGUCACCAUGGGUUACCUGUUCAUGUUCUCGGGAGGGAUACUCAGCCCCUGGGACCAGGUCUCCUUCUUCCUCUUUAUCGUGUUUGUGGUGUACACCAUGCUGCCUUUCUCCAUGAGAGCGGCCAUUAUUGCCAGUGCCAUCACCUGCUUGUCACACACUGUCACCCUCAGCGUCUGCUUGGCCUCGGCCGCCACUGACUCGGAGCCUCUAGUCUGGCAGAUCCUCGCCAAUGUGAUCAUCUUCGCCUGCGGUAAUCUCGCGGGGGCGUACCACAAGCACCUGAUGGACCUGGCCCUCAGGCAGACCUAUCAGGACACCUGUAACUGCAUCAAGUCCCCCAUUAAACUGGAGUUUGAGAAGCACCAACAGGAGCGUUUGCUCUUGUCUCUGUUACCGUCUCACAUCGCCCGAGUCAUGAAAGCCGAGAUCAUCCAGCGCCUCCAGGGACCAAACUUUGGUCGAACUGAGAGCACCAACAACUUCCACAACCUCUACGUGCAGCGGCACACCAACGUCAGUAUUCUAUACGCUGACAUCGUGGGUUUCACCAGGCUGGCCAGCGACUGUGCUCCAGGGGAGCUCGUGCACAUGCUGAAUGAACUCUUUGGCAAGUUUGACCAGAUAGCAAAGGAAAACGAGUGCAUGCGAAUUAAGAUCCUGGGAGAUUGUUAUUAUUGUGUGUCGGGCCUACCGGAAUCGCUGCCUCACCACGCCAGGAACUGUGUGAAGAUGGGCCUGGAUAUGUGUGAGGCCAUCAAGAAGGUUCGAGAUGCCACAGGCGUUGACAUCAAUAUGCGCGUCGGCGUUCACUCUGGGAACGUCCUGUGCGGUGUGAUCGGCCUCCGCAAGUGGCAAUAUGAUGUGUGGUCACAUGAUGUGACACUAGCCAAUCACAUGGAGGCGGGAGGUGUGCCAGGGAGGGUCCACAUCUCAUCAGUCACUCUGGAGCAUUUGAAGGGCUCCUAUAAGGUGGAGCCUGGAGAAGGACAGACUCGAGAUUCUUACCUGAAAGAACAUGGAGUGGUUACCUACCUGGUCGUCAACCCCAAGACUGAGAGACACAGUCCGCUGCUGGGUUUGCGCUCUCGCCCAUCUCUGGAUGGCGGCAAGAUGAGGGCGUCUGUGAGGAUGACUCGCUACCUGGAGUCCUGGGGGGCCGCCAAGCCGUUCGCCAACCUCCACCACCAUGACAGCAUGAGCACGGACAACGGCAAGAUCAACACCACCGAUGUCCCAAUGGGGCAGUAUCACUUUCAGCGACGGGAGAGGUCCAAGUCUCAGCGGAGGAGGUUUGAGGAAGAACUCAAUGAGCGGAUGAUUCGCACCAUUGAUGGAAUCAACUCGCAGAAACAGUGGCUAAAGUCGGAGGACAUCCAGAGGAUCUCGUUGUUCUUUCACAACAAAGCUCUGGAGACCGAGUACAGAUCCACCACCUUACCCGCCUUCAAGUACUACAUCACGUGUGCCUGCCUCAUAUUCUCCUGCAUAUUCAUAGUGCAAGUCCUCGUCUUGCCCAAAACUGCAGUGCUGGGGAUAUCCUUUGGCUUGGCCUUCUUGCUGUUGGCUCUGAUCCUGGUGCUUUGUUUUGCUGGUCACGUUCUGCAAGGAAGGAAGGGACCGGCGUGCUCUUUCCCCUGGUUGAACACUUCCUCCCGUAUCAUCGUCACCAACAAUCCCUGGCUGCGCCUGGUCCUCACCAUGACCACCACUGCUCUGAUUCUGGUGAUGGCCGUCUUCAACAUGUUCUUUGUGGAGGAGCCUGGGAGAUCCAAGCAGGAAGUCUUGGCGUCGGCCUCACCUGGACUUACUGUUCCACCUGUGAAUAUGACCAAUGACACCAUGCUGGACUUCCAGGUUGAACCCGCAGGAGAAAGCAGGUUUUAUCUCCCAUACUUUAUCUACUGCUGUAUCCUGGGCCUGGUGUCGUGCUCGGUGUUCCUGAGGAUCAACUACGAGCUCAAGAUGGUGGUGAUGCUGGUUGCCGUGGUGAUCUACAACAUCAUCAUCCUCCAGACGCAUGCCUCCCUGCUGGACGGCUUUAGCAAAGCUCUGUACCCCACGGAAACACUGGAUAGACCAGGAGUCCUGAAGGACCUGAAGACCAUGGGCUCCGUGUCUCUCUUCAUCUUCUUCAUCACACUUCUGGUGUUAGCCAGACAGAAUGAAUAUUACUGUAGGUUGGACUUCCUGUGGAGGGACAAGUUCAAGCGGGAGUGCGAGGAGAUCGAAACCAUGGAGAACCUCAACAGGGUCCUGCUGGAGAACGUCCUGCCCGCCCACGUGGCCGAACACUUCCUGGGACGCAACUGGAAGAAUGAGGAUCUUUACCACCAGUCGUACGACUCUGUGUGCGUGAUGUUCGCCUCCAUUCCGGACUUCAAGGAGUUCUACACCGAAUCGGACGUCAACAAGGAGGGACUGGAAUGCCUCCGUCUUCUCAAUGAGAUCAUAGCGGAUUUUGACGAAUUGCUGUCCAAGCCAAAGUUCAGUGGAGUGGAGAAGAUUAAGACCAUCGGGAGCACCUACAUGGCAGCCACCGGACUCAACGUGACGCCAGGACCAGAGUGCACACAGGAACAUGACAGACAGUACAUGCACAUCGGCACCAUGGUGGAGUUUGCCUUUGCACUAGUUGGCAAGUUAGAUGUCAUCAACAAACAUUCCUUCAAUGACUUCCGACUGAGAAUCGGGAUAAAUCACGGGCCAGUCAUUGCGGGGGUCAUUGGGGCCCAGAAACCUCAGUAUGACAUCUGGGGGAACAGCGUGAACGUGGCCAGCAGGAUGGAGACGACAGGCGUUCUGGGGAAAAUCCAGGUGACAGAGGAGACCAGUGAGAUCUUAUCCACGCUGGGCUACAUGUGCUCGUGUCGAGGCAUCAUCAACGUGAAGGGCAAAGGGGAGCUGAAGACCUACUUUGUUCACACGGAGAUGACCCGAUCGCUGUCACAAGGGACCGUCAUGCCUUGAGAGCGCUCACUUGGAAAAAAAACAGACUCAAGAGUGCACACACAAAAGUGGCAUUAGCACUGAUUGGUCAUGCUCUGUAUGUUCAAGUCAUUAGCAGAGGCCACAUUGGACUGUGAAGACACACAGUAAACCACAGCCAGGCGGACACACACUGCCAUAUUUGUCACUGGACCCCGCUCUGUGGGUGUUUUUUUUCCACCUUUCAAAUAUAAAAGACCUGCUCUCUGAGGAGUGUCGAGUGCCUGACCAGAGAGUUGUUUGCUAAAUGGCUGCAGCUCUCAAGGAGCGCAGUCAAGCGUUUGUACAGAAGUGUGCAGCUAAUUAGCCGAGUCAGUCUUGCAGUGCUUCAGAGCAGACUGUAGAUAAACACUAUUUGGACAAAAGUAAGGGGAAGCACUUCUUAAUCCAUUUCCUCUGUGGCUUGGUGUCAUUAGGGUGAGCUGGAGCCUAUCCCAGCUGACUUGUGUUGGAGGCAGGGUACACCCUGGACUAGUCCCCAGUCAGUUACAGGGCACAAGUAGACAAACCUAUGUGCAAUUUGGAGUCUCUGCUUUAGCCAAACAUGCAUGGGAGAAAGCCAGAAAGAACACGCAAACUCUUCAUAGAGAUGUUCCAACAGAGAUUCACACCCAAAUCUCCAGUCUAAGUUCUCUUACUGGUAAUUAUUCAUCUUACCGAGACGUUUUAGACUAUGAAGACACAGUUGGGUGAGUUUGCCGUGGAAGAGCUGACAUUGUGAGUCCAGCAUCAGUUACCUUUGACCUCACAAUUGCUCUUCUGGUAUAUCCGUCAACUCGGGAAACCCCCGUAUUUUGCUCUUCUUUUCCAUUUAAGUAGUUUGCGUAUACUGCGCAUGUCCCGUAUUUUAACUUUCAUCCAAACGUCCUCUCCAGUACCGCAGGUGACAACAGUGACGGUAUCCAUGCUUGAGCGACAGCAGUUUGCAAGGGCUGGACUGUCAGAUCUCACCCCACCCCUGGAAUAUUUCCAUUAUUUUUCUCUUAUUUUCAAAUGCAAAUAUUGACAGGCUUCUGGAUAUCACGAGAUGGAAAUUCCGACAGAAAAAUCUUUACAGCUGGCCAGUGGAACCUCCAAAAACAGUUUGACCCAUAGGAAAUCAUGUGUAGUGGAAAUCGACUACAGUUUACAGUAACACUACUCAUCCUUUGAAGGUAACAGAGACACACUAAUACUUCCACCUAGUGGUGUUUUAUAGGUAUUGCUGAAAUUAAUUACAACACCAGCUUUGUGGCAUCAUUGGUAUGUACAAUUUACCUAAUUUCAGCCUGAUAUAAUUAAGUUCUGUAUGUAAUUUAUUAUUUACUGAAUUGUGUUACUUCUACUGAGCUGCUGGACACUUUUGUGUCGCAAUAACUUCAUUUUCUGGUUCUAUGUUUAUCAUUACACUUUUCCUCUUUUUGAUCAUGGGCGGUCCUGACAGGCUAAUCAAGUUCUGUGCUGAAAUGCUGGCCAAAAUCCAAAUUGUGCUGCUUUUGGCGUGUUUGACAUCGGAGGUUUCACUGUAGCUGCAAAAAUAGGUGAGAACCAACCGUUUCUUCACAUCCUGUUUCCCCCUAAUACUUUUGUCUAUGUCCUGUGUAUACAUUUGCCUAGUCAGCGCUGUGAGCCACUGCUGUUUAUUUCGAGCGGAUGCUGAAAUAAGCGUCAAUAAGGACAGUCAGUGCCAACUACCCAGCUUGAUUGGUAGUUUUGAAUGUGAGUUGUAUUAAUAGAAGCUUUUAGAGCAGCAUUCCACUGAAGAGCAGAUGGAUCAAGUAGAUGAUUGCUUUAAAAAAAAAAAAAUCUACCUGGAAACCAGCCAACUGCAGUGUGUUUAAAUGUGCCCCUUGCUACCACCCGUUUUGCUAUUCAUUAAACAUUCGUAUAUAACUUGACAUGCGGGGUGGUUGUGUGUGUGUGUGCGUGUGUUCUAAUUUGAUCAGCAAUGUGCUAUUUAUGAUAGCAUGGUGGCCUAUUUUAGAAGCUGAAGUCUGGGAAAGUCAGACAAGCAUUCCUUAUGGCAGGUUCGACUAUAAUAAAAACAAAUAAAUGCGUAAAUGCUCCAAUUAACAGCACCUGUAGUCGACAGGUUAGUGUGUCACAUUGUGUCAAAAUACAGGCAUCCCUCGUUUGUCACCGUUAAUUGGUUCCAGACCUGUCCACGAUAAGUGAAUUUUAACAAAGUAGGAUUCAAUACUAACAAAUGGGUUAUUUUCAUAGUUAAAGCAUAGAAAACCUGUUUAUGACUUUCUAAUUACAUUUUUUACCAUCAUUAGAGAAGUAACACCCCUAUAGUCACCUUUACAUUCCUAUUAUUCUUUGUUUACACCACAUUGCUCAACUGUAAUGCGCAGGCUACGGGAUCACUGCAGGGACAUGAGAGACGGCCACUGCUUCAAGCAUGGCAAGCUACCAAGCUACCAAGCUAACUAGUUAGCUUCCAAUUGGUUUAUCAUAAACUUAAGAAAGUGUUUCAAACGGAGUGGGGAAGAAAGACAAAGUACGAAGCCAAAAACUCACCACUUCCACACGGAAUGCUAGGAGAACUCGGACGUGCCAUGGCUGACUCAAUGCAAUGUUAAGGUAAUAUCAUGUAAGGUAAUGUCUCAUCAAUGUAACAUUACUGACACCUAGUGGCCAGAAUACUACAUAUAACUUGUCUGUCAAUUUUUUUUUGUGUGAGUUUCUCAUGCUUUGCAAAUGUUUUGGACGGGGUUGGUUGUUUGAGGGAACUUCUUUGUCUUGUCUCGUGGUCUCAUGCUGUUUUUUCUGAUGCUGGUUCAAAUUCGGGAUGAGGUUGGUGGUGUCAAUCUUCCCCGGUUCUGUGCCACCUCGAGAAACUUGUGCAUGACAUGUUUUGCACUCAGUCUUAAAUAUCACAUCACUCCUCCAGUCCUACUCCUGGCUACUUUGUUAGCACAUGUUGGGCUCUGUUCGGCCGCUGCGGGGCAGACGUGCUGGAGUGGCGUCUGUUGUGAAAUAUAUAUAAUUGUUCAGAAAUGAACAUGUGGUCAAAGAGAGCUACUUCACACUUUCUCAUGCACUCCAAAUUAUUAUUAAAGUGUAAAAAUUGACUUCAGUUUUCAAAUGUGUGAAAUUCACACCUGCUUCCAAUAAAUAUGGUUGAGAAACACCUAAAUAAACACCUUCAGCUAUAAUGACAGAAUUU